Trypanosoma theileri is the source of this 2247-nucleotide messenger RNA. RefSeq names its product asparaginyl-tRNA synthetase. The record is from RefSeq and is a predicted model, not a curated record. Gene Ontology annotation, biological process: asparaginyl-tRNA aminoacylation. The transcript has a single exon. Bases 1 to 2247 code for a protein of 748 amino acids. Gene Ontology annotation, molecular function: asparagine-tRNA ligase activity; nucleic acid binding; ATP binding. Gene Ontology annotation, cellular component: cytoplasm. NCBI's taxonomy places the organism in Eukaryota, Euglenozoa, Kinetoplastea, Trypanosomatida, Trypanosomatidae.
AUGGCGUCUCGGCGCGUCUUUACACCCAUGUUGGCUUUGCCACUGAGCAGUAGCUAUUAUUGUGGAUGCGCCGUGGGAGUUGGUUUUCCACCUGCAGGCAUUCGAGUAUCGCGUACUGCAGUGCUGGGGUUAACAUCAUGGAAGCAUUUGUGUUAUGAUAAUAAUAGUAUCCAUCACCCUAUUCUCUCUUCUUCUCGAACUUUUGUUAACUUGGCAGAUAGAAAAAAAAUGACGUCACCAGAAGAAAUGUCUGAAAGUCUUAAGCUUAUUGUUGGAUUGGAUGAUAAGAAUGCGAAGGAUUUAUCCACAAAACCAGAACGUGUGGAAGAUCUUCUUGGCUUCUUUAAAAGUCAAGAUAUAACCCCUGAAUCUCCUCGUGAACAGAAGGUUAUGCUAUUUAAUAUAUGGACCAAAGUCAAGAACCUUAAUCAUCGUGAUUUUGUCGCUAGAUAUGUGAAGAAUAUGAAACUUGAUUCCACACAAAAAGUUGAUGCUGCUAUAAGGUUUGUAAGUGCUAUAAAAAAUACUGAUGCAGUUGAUACUGAAAAAUUUGAAAAGGAAUGUGGAGUCGGUGUAGUUAUUACCCACGAUGAAACAGUACGUCUUGUGAAGACUGCUCUGGAAGAAGAAGACCUAAAGUCACUUAAGGUGUCAUGGAUGAAGAAUCCAAAUAUGAUGCUCGGUAAGAUGAAACGUGUACCAGGACUUCAAUGGGCAGAUAUUAAUGUUGUAAAGUCAACUCUUGAAGAGUUGGUUCCACCUAUGAUUAAGGAUGUUGUUAUUGAAGAGACUGGUUCAAAGACAAAACAUAAGGAUCCUGUUGCAGGAACAUCAAAUACUACUGGUGCUGCUGCAACAAUACGAAAAUGUCCUCGAAAUGAAAACUGGAAGCUUAUCGCAAAUGGACUUACACGUAGUAAAAUCAGUGAUCUUCCAUCAUGUAAGGAAGGUACAAAAGUAUAUGUGAUUGGAUGGGCCCAUCGAGUUCGUCAUCAAUCUCGUAUUUCUUUUGUAGAGUUACGUGAUGGUUCUGGUUUUAUUCAAGUGGUAUUUGAGGGAGCGACAGAGCCUUUUCAUCGUGAAACAUCACUUGCUAUUCGUGCUACAUUAAAGUAUGAACCUAAAGCAAAGGUGGAUUUACAACCACCAUAUGAACUUCAUGUGGAAGAGUAUGCUAUUAUUGGAAAUUCUGAUGGUAGUAUUGAAAAUAUCAUUACUGCAGAAAGUUCUCCUGAUAAACUUUUGGACGAUCGCCAUUUGGUGGUUCGUGGAACAUAUGGAUCUACAACGUUAAAGGUUCGUCAUGAAGUUCUUCGUGCUUUCCGUGAAUACUUUUGGUCAUUGGAUAUGUCUGAAGUGACACCACCUACACUAGUUAAUACACAAUGUGAAGGAGGAUCUACACUUUUUGAUGUUAUGUAUUAUGGGAAAAAUGCCUACCUUACACAAUCUUCACAGUUGUACCUUGAAACAUGUACCUCUGCCUUAGGUGAUGUUUAUUGUAUUCUUCCCAGUUACCGUGCUGAAAAAUCCAAGACAAGACGUCAUUUAAGUGAAUAUACACACCUUGAAGCUGAAUAUGCCGUAUGUAACUAUGAGGAUCUUUUAUCUCAUCUUGAAGAUCUUCUUGUGGAAGUUUUUAACCGUGUUAUUAAGCGUGUUGGUCAUCUUGUUGCCUUUAUGAACCCUGGAGAGUUGGUGGAUGCAUCAGCAGACCCUUGUGAUCCAAAGAGCUGGAAGUUUGCACCUAAAAAACCAUUUAAACGUCUCAGGUAUGGAGAUGCCAUUAAAUUCUGUAAUGAAAAUGGUAUUAUAAAUCCAGAAACAAACGCUCCAUUUCAAUUUGGUGAAGAUAUCACUGAUCAGCCAGAGCGGGCGAUGGUGGAGAAGAUUGGUGAGAUUGUCUUUAUGACUCACUUCCCUGCAGUAAUGAAGUCUUUCUACAUGUCUCGGGAUGAACACGAUCCAACCCUCACAGAGUCUGUGGAUAUUCUUGUACCUGGUGUGGGUGAGAUUGUGGGUGGCUCUAUGCGUAUGUGGGACUAUGAUGAACUCCUGCAGGCCUAUCAGCGUGAGGGACUCGAUCCCAGUACAUACUACUGGUAUACAGAUCAGCGUAAAUUCGGCUCUACUCCUCACGGUGGAUUUGGUUUGGGCGUGGAGCGAUUUCUGGUGUGGCUGCUCAAUCUCGGCUCUGUGCGGGAGGCCUGUCUGUUCCCACGAUACAUGGGCAGGUGCGAGCCGUAG